Molecule: messenger RNA, 305 nt
Organism: Trichobilharzia szidati
Lineage: Eukaryota; Metazoa; Platyhelminthes; Trematoda; Strigeidida; Schistosomatidae
Source: the annotation of a GenBank genome assembly
AGAGUUUGUCACAAGAUAGUUCUUAUCACUGGAACUCUCUUAGAAGCAUCUGGAGGCAAAUGGAUCGCGAAGAUACAAUCACGAAUCCGAAUCCAUGUUCAGAAAAGGAGAAUUACUACAUUGACAACUUAAAGCUUAAUGUCUUACUAAGCGAUGUAAACGAGUCCAUCGACUACUUGACAGCAUCAUUAAGUACACUAGGAGGAGCUAUGGAGUCUUUAAAACAAAAGGAUACAUUAGAGACUUCUGUGAAACUUGCUAAGCAAAUAUCAUAUGAAAGAGAGGUUCUUUCGAGAAAGCAGCCU